AUGUCGUCGUCCUUCCCUGCUUCAUCUGCCUCGUCAUCAGCUCUCACAACCACUUCAGCCGCUCCAGUACUACCUGAACGCCCAUCUACACUCAACUCGACAGCCGCAGGUACGGGCACAUAUGGCGCAUCUUCAUACAACUCUCCCUAUCGCAGCACCGUCGGUGGACUCGGAUCCACGUAUGGCGGCAUCGGCUCAACCUAUGGUACCUCGUACGGUUCCCCAUACUCUAGAUAUGGCGGAAUGAGCGGUAUGGGAGGCAUGGGUUAUGGCGGAUACGGUGGCUACGGCAGUUACGGUGGAUAUGGAGGCUAUGGAGGAUACGGCGGCUACGGUAUGGGCAUGGGUAUGGGCAUGGGUGGUAUGCCAGGAAUGCCAGGUCAACCAGGCGACGUCUCGUUGACGCAACGCAUGGAAGCCGGUACGCAAGCGACCUUUGAGCUCAUCAGCAGCAUCGUCGGUGCAUUUGGAGGAUUUGCGCAGAUGCUCGAGAGCACCUUCAUGGCGACGCACAGCAGCUUCUUUGCUAUGGUUGGAGUCGCCGAUCAGUUCGCCCACCUGCGCAACUACCUCGGUCAAGUGCUGAGCAUCUUUGCACUUGCCCGUUACCUCAAGAAUCUGGGCUUGCGCCUGGUGGGCAAGGCGCCUGCCGUCGAGCUGGACGCACGCGAGUUCAAAGAGUUUGCCGCUCAUGGCGGUAGCGGUCAGCCAGGCAAGGCCAGCGCCGCUCGUCCAAGCAAGCGUCCGCUCAUCGUGUUUUUCAUGGCGGUCAUCGGACUGCCAUAUCUCAUGGGCAAGCUUGUUCGCUUUAUCACAGCCAAGCAGGAGGCCGAACGACAGCGGCUCGAACAGCAAGGUCAGAAUUCAGGUCAAGCCGGCAUGCUACCCGGUCAGCUAGGUGGCGGUAUGAUGUCGACCGGUGGAGAGGCCAACGGAGAAACGAUCGAUCCGAGCAAGCUCACAUUUGUGCGUGCGUUGUACGCCUACCCCGCUGCCGAUCCGUUGGAGCUGAGCUUGCAGCCCAAUGAUAUCGUUGCGGUGCUGAGCAAGCACGAUCCACAGACAGGUGCAGAGAGUGCUUGGUGGAGAGGCCGAACGAGAGAUGGUAGGAUUGGCUGGUUUCCCAGUACCUACGUUGAGUCGCUCGAGUCGGCGAAAGAGCGAGCGGCAAAGGCGUCCGCAACUGGCGCCGGCAAAGCUGCCGAAGCUUCGGACAAGGCGACGACAACUAAGCUGGCUGCUGCUACUUUCAAGGUGACAUGA
Molecule: messenger RNA, 1263 nt
Organism: Mycosarcoma maydis (corn smut)
Lineage: Eukaryota; Fungi; Basidiomycota; Ustilaginomycetes; Ustilaginales
Product: peroxin PEX13
Exons: 1
Coding region: 1-1263 (420 amino acids)
Biological process (GO): protein import into peroxisome matrix, docking
Cellular component (GO): peroxisomal membrane; peroxisome; peroxisomal importomer complex
Molecular function (GO): protein binding
Source: RefSeq, a predicted model, not a curated record